AUGUCUACGUAUUCAGAAUAUUUUAACGUUUUCGCCUCUGACAAAUGGUCGUACAAGGGCUUUGUCCACUACGCGCUUAUGUCUGGUCUAUCUAAUAAAAUACGCGUCUAUAAUUUCAAAUAUAAGAAGUGUUUAGACGAAAUUGAACAAAGGUAUAACCUUUUAACAAAAGAAAGAAUAAAGGCAUCUUCACUAAAGAAAUCGUUUAAGACGGGAUACUCUGCGUGCUAUCCUGGGUUUCCUUGGCGUGUUGUAAUAUGUUCUGCUCCACAAAAUAGUAUUGAUACUAGACGGGAUGCUCUGCGCGCCAUCCCGGGUUUCCUCAUUAUGCCCUCAACCAUUUAA
Acaulospora morrowiae is the source of this 345-nucleotide messenger RNA. Lineage: Eukaryota; Fungi; Glomeromycota; Glomeromycetes; Diversisporales; Acaulosporaceae. The record is from the annotation of a GenBank genome assembly.